Messenger RNA from Symbiodinium necroappetens, 354 nucleotides. NCBI's taxonomy places the organism in Eukaryota, Dinophyceae, Suessiales, Symbiodiniaceae. The record is from the annotation of a GenBank genome assembly.
GUGUGCAGCCACAUCAGCAACCUCUUCGAGGGUGUGGCACACAAGUUCGAGUACAAGAUGCGCCUCGUCUAUGCGCACUUCCCCAUCAAUGCCAACAUCAUCAACGGCGGCAAGACCAUCGAGAUCCGAAACUUCCUGGGUGAGAAGGUGGUGCGAACUGUGCACAUGCUGCCGGGCGUGACGGUAGAGAAGAGCGCGUCCACCAAGGAUGAGCUGGUCGUCUGCGGUACGGACAUUGAGCUCACGGGCCAGUCUGCUGCGCUGAUCCACCAGUCCUGCCUCUGCAAGAAGAAGGAUAUCCGAAAGUUCUUGGACGGAAUCUACGUCAGCUCCCAUGGCGUCAAGGAGGAUUGA